Tetrahymena thermophila SB210 is the source of this 1635-nucleotide messenger RNA. RefSeq lists its product as hypothetical. The annotation marks the transcript as partial. Lineage: Eukaryota; Ciliophora; Oligohymenophorea; Hymenostomatida; Tetrahymenidae. The transcript has 2 exons. The record is from RefSeq and is a predicted model, not a curated record.
AAUUAAAUUAAUAACCAAAGACAAUAAGUAGAAAAAGUAGUAUAAGAGUAAAAUGAGAGCAAGGUAAGUAAAAUAAAGAGCUCAAAAUUUAAGUAAAGUGAGCAGAUGUAUUUUAAAGUAAAAAAAGAGCACAAAUGUCUUCAAAAUGAAAAAAUGUUUCAAAAAAAUUCCUUUUAUUUAGCUGUAAGAAGAGGUUAUAAGUGGGAAUAUUUCUCGCCAUCUUCAAACAUAUCUUCCUUCUAGCCGUGGGACAAAUUAAACAGAAAAGAGUUAGAUCAGGAAGUAGUUAAGGAGGUUAAUUCAAAAAUAAAUAUCUCCUCAUAUCAUGGAUGAUAUAGUAGAAAGCUAUUAGGAAUUAUUAGCUCACAAAUACCUCUAAAAUGGAAGGCGCAUUUAAAAAAGAGUUUUGUUAAUUAGCUUGAAAGAUAAAAUUUGGCAAUCUUAUUAAGAAAAAUUAACUUCAGGAUAACCAUCUAGUUUAUUUCUAUAAGAACUAGUAGAAAAGAGCAAAAUAAGCAACUAAGAAAAAGCAAAAAAUGAAUAGAAUACUUAGAAAUAGAUUUAAGUUUCAAAAUGUUAAGCUUCAUAUCUCUAUGAUAAAGAAAAAAAAUUUAAAGCUGAGCGCAUUUCUUUGCCGAAUUUCUAUUCGUUUUAGAAUGCUUUAAAGGAAUAUUUAAGAGAGAAAAUUGAAUGUAAGCAAUAAUACAUUCAAAUAUUAGAGCUUGUAGAUCAAAAGUCACUAAAAUAGUAAUAAGACGAUCAAAAUAAUUGCAAAUUGUAUUCAAUAAUAAAAGAAAUAUUAAAUGUCUAAAGGCAUUAAUAAAAAGGAAAGUAUUUAAAUAAUUAAACUAACAAAGGAAAUUAUUAAACUAAAGUUACCUUAACUUAGAUAUAAAGACAGAAUUUGCUUAAUUUAAUUAUCAAAAAUCAAAUAAACAAAUUCAAUAGAAAAUUAAUUCAUAUCGCUGAAAAUUAAUUGAGUUUUCCUUAACUCAAAUUAAAAAUUGAAAAGCCAAUUUGUACUGAUAAUAAAACCUAAUAAUAGCCUAACAAUUGUAAAUAUCAAGUUGGUUCUCAGUAGUUAAAAUUAUAAAAAUUGAAUUUAUAAGAUCCUUCUAAGCUUAAAUCUAAUAGAGAAUUUAGAAAAUUGAGAAACAUAUUUAAAGUUAAAGAAGAUAAGCUUAUAGGUGGAGGAAUAUGUGGUAGUAAGUAAAGAGUUGGAACUUCAAAUAUAAUUUAAGUAUAAAAAUAGAAAUAAAAUCUAUAAUAAAUUAUUCAUGAAAAGGAUAAACUUGAAUAAGACUUUUAAGUUUAAAAUUCUGAAGAGUAACAACAAAUUGAGGAUGAUGAAAUCACUUUUAAAGAGUUUAAUAAAUAGUAUAAAAAAUAUAUUAAUGAUGAUCAAAUCAGUGAAAAAAUAAUAGAAGGACAUGUAAGAAAGAUUAUUGAAAAAAGUCUUUAUGAAUAUAGAGAAUACAUAAUUUAAGUAGAUAUUAGACAUAAAGUUAUUGAUAUGAUUAAUUUAUUAAUCAAUUAUUUUCUUAUCAUUAGAUAAAGCAAGUCAACUUAGUCAAUACAAUCUGAUAUUAACUUAAUAAAUAGUAAGUUGGAAACACUUAUUAUUUACUGCAAAGA